This is a messenger RNA of Labrus mixtus (cuckoo wrasse), 2408 nucleotides long. Its product is annotated as tripartite motif-containing protein 16-like. Bases 186 to 1865 code for a protein of 559 amino acids. The transcript has a single exon. The record is from RefSeq and is a predicted model, not a curated record. Lineage: Eukaryota; Metazoa; Chordata; Actinopteri; Labriformes; Labridae. Gene Ontology annotation, molecular function: zinc ion binding; protein binding.
CCCGUCACAGACCUGCAGGUAUGAGGAUGGGUGUGAACUAUAAACUGUUAAUUACUGGAACUGAAAAACCUCAUUCAGUGCAGCAAGUCAACAAGAGCAGACAGUUGUUGUCCAUCAGAGCUCUGACUGUGUUUCUAUCCAGAGAAAGAGGAACUAUUUGACCGUCACGAUCACUAAGAGGAGAAAUGGCUCAGCAAGGAAACCAACUGGACCGAAAGAAAAUCUGCUGUUCCAUCUGUCUGGAUCUCCUGAAGGAUCCGGUUACUAUUUCCUGUGGACACAGCUACUGCAUGAAGUGUAUUAAAAGCCACUGGGAUACAGAGAAAAAUAUGAAAAUAUACAGCUGCCCUCAGUGUAGGCAGACCUUCACACCAAGGCCUGUCCUGAGGAAGAACACCAUGUUAGCAGAUUUAGUGGAGGAGCUGAAGAAGACUGGACUCCUAGCUGCUUGUGCUGAUCACUGCUAUGCUGGACCGGAAGAUGUGGCCUGUGAUGUCUGCAUCGGGAGAAAACUGAAAGCCUGUAAGUCCUGUCUGCAGUGUCCGGCUUCUUACUGUGAGAAACACCUCCAGCCUCAUUUAGAAGCACCUCCAUUAAAGAAACACAAGUUGGUGGAGCCCUCCAAGAAGCUCCAGGAGAACGUCUGCUGUCGUCAUGAUGAGGUGAUGAAGAUAUUCUGUCGCACUGAUCAGCAGUCUAUUUGUUAUCUCUGCUCUGUGGAUGAACACAAAGGUCAUGACACAGUCUCAGCUGCAGCAGAAAGGAGCGAGAGGCAGAGAGAGCUCGAGGUGAGUCGACAAAACAUCCAGCAGAGAAUCCAGGACAGAGAGAAAGAUGUGAAGCUGCUCCAACAGGAGGUGGAGGCUAUCAAUGGCUCCGCUGAUAAAACAGUGGGGAACAGUGAGAAGAUCUUCACUGAGCUGAUCCGUCUCAUGGAGAAAAGACGCUCUGAUGUCAAGCAGCAGGUCAGAUCCCAGCAGCAAACUGAAGUGAGUCGAGUCAGAGAGCUUCAGGAGAAGCUGGAGCAGGAGAUCACUGAGCUGAAGAGGACAGACGCUGAACUGGAGAAGCUCUCACACACAGAAGAUCACAACCAGUUUCUACACGACUACCCCUCACUGUCACCACUCAGUGAAUUUACACAUUCAUCCAGCAUCAAGAUCCGUCCUCUGAGGUUCUUUGAGGAUGUGACAGCGGCUGUGUCAGAAGUCAGAGAUAAACUACAGGACGUCCUGAGAGAGAAAGGGACAAACAUCUCACAGACAGUGACUGAAGUGGAUUUUUUACUGUCAGAACCAGAGAACAUGACCAGAGCUGAGUUCUUAAAAUAUUCAUGUGACAUCACACUGGAUCCAAAUACAACAUACACACGGCUGAUAUUAUCUGAUGGGAACAGAAAAGUAACGUUAAUGAGUAAACAUCAGUCUUAUUCUAGUCACCUAGACAGAUUCACUGAUUGCGGUCAGGUCCUGAGUAAAGAGAAUCUGACUGGACGUUGUUACUGGGAGGUGGAGAGGAGACGAGGAGGAGUUUGUGUAGCAGUCACACACAAGAAUAUCCGCAGAGCAGGGAGCUCAGAUCAAUGUGUGUUUGGAUGUAAUGACAAAUCUUGGAGGUUAGAUUGUGACUACAACAGUUAUAACUUUUAUUACAACAAUGUCAGCACUCCUGUCUCAGGUCCUCAGUCCUCCAGAGUAGGAGUGUACCUGGAUCACAGAGCAGGUAUUCUGUCCUUCUACAGCAUCUCUAAAACCAUGACUCUCCUCCACAGAGUCCAGACCACAUUCACUCAGCCUCUACAUGCUGGACUCUGGUUUGAUAACUGUUGGUCUGGAGUCUCUGCUGAGUUGUGUAAACUGAAGUAGACAGAAGUCAUUAACGAGACAGAUGUUUAACUUGCUGUGUUUUAAAUCUUCAACUUGAUUUUUAUUCAUACUCGUUGCUGACAUCUGAUCAUCGUCACCUGUCAAUCAAACUUAAUGGGCGGUACUUUGGCCUCUCCUCGUCUGUUCUGUAAAUGUUUGAGUGUCUUUAAGUGACACUCCUUCCUGUGUCUGUUUAGCCGUGGACUCUUUCACUGCUCAGGAUGACUUUUGUUCACCUGAACUGGCAUUUCUCUGCAUAAAAAUAUAAACUUCUCUCCGCUCUCCAUGUUUGAUUAUUUGUAUUCAUAUGUUGAUAUGCUGUUGUUAAAUCCACCUCUACUUUAGAUGUUGUGUGUGCCUUUUUCUUUUCCUUUUCUUUAUUUGAAAAACGAAUUCAGCAAUUCAUGUACACAUUAUAUUCAGUUUUUUAGCAACGCAUUCUUAUAAGUAACUGUCUGGAAUGAUGAUUGUGUAUGACGUUUGCAAUAAAGUGAUAAAAAAAAGAGAGAAACCCUUAUUAUUUCAAAAUAAGAGCCUUAUCUG